ACAUGGAGGGAAAAUAUCACCAGCUUCAUUAGCAACAGAGGACAGAUGGAAUAACAAAAACCAAAAAAAAAACAAUGGAAAGUAAUACAUAUAAACACAGCAUGCUUAUCUGAAGUUAUUUUCAGAGGAAUUUACACUGAAAACACAGUCUUUCCUGACAAAAAUUAAAGUUUAGGACUGGAUAAGCGAUUGACUGGAAAACUGGAGACUGAGAACAAAUUAGCUUUUGUGACUGAUAAUUAGGAGCAUUUAAUAAAACUGGACCACAAGUGUUUUGAAGAUGGGUCACAGGUGAAAAGGCAGACAUCUGAGAAUUAAAAGAAUGACAAGUCAAGACAAAAAGGGAUUUGAACUUAAACUGUUUUUAUUGUCAUUUUCAGCAAGCACAACUAAAGGGAACUGAUGUUGAUGCCUGAUCCAGGAAGUAUCGGUAGCUUGGUGACACCAUCAUGGUCAAUGUGACACUCAAUGGAACUUGGGAGGAGGAUCAUGUAGAGUACAACUAUCUGGCUCUUCUGUUUGGAAUUCCACUCAUCCUUAUCAUUAUCCUGGGGAACAUCCUGGUCUGCCUGAGUGUGCUGACGGAACGAUCUCUGAAAACUGCUACAAAUUACUUCAUUGUCAGCCUGGCUGUUGCAGACCUCCUUCUUGCCAUAUUGGUCCUUCCAUUGUAUGUCUACUCAGAGUUUCUGGGUGGUAUAUGGACCCUAAACACCUAUAUCUGUGAUGCACUGAUGACCAUGGAUGUAAUGCUCUGCACAGCCUCCAUUCUCAACCUCGGCGCAAUCAGCGUUGAUAGGUACAUUGCAGUGGUAGUUCCUCUGAAGUACAACCGGAAUCAGUUCAGUAUGCGGCAGCUGGUCCUAAUCACAGCAACCUGGGUCCUGUCUUUUGGGGUAGCCAGCCCAGUUAUCUUCGGCUUGAACCGUGUCCCCCAAAGGAAUCCCCACAUUUGCAAGCUGGAAGAUGACAACUUUGUGGUCUACUCCUCUGUGUGUUCCUUCUUUGUGCCUUGUCCAAUCAUGCUGCUGCUCUAUUAUUGGAUGUUCCGUGGACUGAAGAGGUGGAGUGCCAGUCGCAAGUCAAACUUGAUGCGUGGGGAGCAGAGGUUCUCCCUUAGUCUGAAGGGCCUGAGCAGGGAGAGGAGGAAGAAGGUGAAAUACCUGAUGCCCAACCUCAGCCCCACCACGGCCAAUCGGACAAACUUGCCUGAGAAUGACUUGAUCACAACCCAACUGGACAGCAUAUCUGAGGCAGAGGCUCAGGAACGGCUGAAAGAAGGUAGCCCCAAAGAGAAUGGACUCAAACAAAACCACUGUUCCAGCAAGGGGUCUCAAAGUAAGAGCCGCAGAGUGAGUGGCAGGGAGCGCAAGGCCAUGAAGGUCCUGCCCAUCGUUGUAGGUGUGUUUCUGGCGUGCUGGACACCAUUCUUUGUGGUCCAUGUGACCAAGGUUCUUUGUCAGUCCUGUGAUAUUGGACCCACGUUGAUAAGCGUGGUAACGUGGCUGGGUUAUGUGAACAGUGCAGUGAAUCCUAUUAUCUACACAGCCUUCAACACGGAAUUCAGGAAUGUCUUUCAGAAACUGUUAUGCUGUCAGACAUGAAGCUGUCAUGAGAAAGAACUUUGUUUUUUCUGUACUUGUCUGAAAUAGUUUGAGAUUCAUUUUAUUUUUUACUGUCCUGACUUAAAAUCAUGCCGAACUCUAAAACCAGAGGCAUAAAAUGUGAAAAUGUGCACAUUCAGUACUUGAGGCAAGUUAUAAUUCUGUGUCAGUUUUAUCUAGAAUCCUAAGUGUGUUUGAGUUCUUAGAUUUUAUUUAAUAUUUAUACAGUACAUUUCAACAGGGCUAAUUAAGACGCAAUGGAGUGAAAUGAUUUGAACCCACAGGCACCUAAUACAACAAUGACUUAAAAGAUGGAUAGAAAUUAAUGAAUUUAUAUGAGCUGUUUCAUCCUUAUUAAAGCUGUUCAAUACAUUUAUAUAUAUAUAUAUAUAUAUAUAUAAAGUAUUACAAAAACAUGCUUCAUUCUUUAAUGUUUCAGUAACCAAGCUGGACGGCAGAUCAUCACAUGUAAAGAGCACAUUGAUCCAACGUGGUCAAUCAACCAUGGUUCAACAUCACCAGUUCAGUUGGACCAACAUUUACAAAAAUAUGCCAUCAAUGUAACACAGUUCUGUUUUGUUCUUUUUGUUCUUUGUUUUCUCUUUGUCAAAGAGGCAAAACAUAUGGGGUACUAGGAAAUGCAACACGUAUACUGUAAUAUAUUGUUUCGCCAUGUUUCUUAAUGUUUAAUUGCCUCUAUGACCAUUAAAGGAUGGUUAUGUUGGAGUGUCUAGAACUUUCCAGAAACAUUAGAAUGAUGGCGUUCUAUUUGUAAUAAUUGUGGCAGUACCCUAGAUUUGCAAGACAAAUUCUGCAUAUAGUAGGGAGUCACAGUAGAUGGUGUCUCAUGUGACAGAGUCAAAACUGUGACUUUUGAUCACUGUGCUUUGAUAUUUCUGCCAGUUUCUAAUAGUCUGGCCUUUGUUAAUCCAACUAUAAUUGUGAUCAUAGUGUUGAAAAAAUGUUUUGUGCUGGCAUAAUCCCAGUGAGUUAAAUGGUGAUCUUGAGGCAACUGUGGGCAAACAUAGUUAGGUUAGUGUCAUUGGGCCAGCUAGUUGACUGCUGAAUCGACCGACAUGGUACACUUCAUGGUUAUUUGGGAUGUGCAGUACCACUGCAAAUAAACUUAAAGAAUAGUUAGUUAGACAAACGGUUCUACCUGAUAUUUCCCAGACACGUGCCUAAUUUUAUAGCUUCUUAUUAGUACUAGUCAAUCAAAUCUAGCAGUUGUUUUUUUUUUUUGCUGAAAUAGUUAAAUGAAAUAUUAAACAGAGUUGUGCUUAAAAUACAGAUGCAGAGGGAACACAUUGCUAGUUUUUUCUCAGCAAUAUACAUCAGAAAACACUGAUGCCAAUAAGUAUAUCCCUUAUAAAUGUACAGUAUGAAACACAUUUUAGAAAUCAUCCAAUAUAUAAUUUGCAAUUAUACAGUACAUUCUCAUUAAGACUAACUUGGGUUGAACUAAUGUCCUGAUACUACGAAUUUUCUACUUGGACCCAGCCUAAUUUAGCAGUCGCUUUUUGUAAAUUACUUAUAAUACGAAUUCACGUCACAUGAAUGUCCUGUUUGUGCAAAUUAUUUUGGAGCACCCCCAGGGAAGAAACAUUUGAAUAAAACAAAUUGCCCUAGUUCAACAAGCUGAGUGUAAAAGAUAUUGGGAAAUGUAUUAACUUCCAUCCAGAUGAACUCCUCUGUACAUUAUUUUAGUGAUGUUUUGGGACUGCUGAUCCUAUGACGCUUCCGAUAUGGUUUAAAAAUGCUGGUGAUCAGAAUGGGACAUGCAUAUUUCAAGUUGCAAUGUAUAGUUUUUAGUUCACUUACAACCAUAUUUUCAAUAAAAUGCACAGCACUUUUAAAUGUAUAAUUUGUUUCAUUGUACUGUAAUUGAAAUUUGAUUUCAGUUUUACUGUAACUUCAAUAAAAACUGAUAGUAUGCAUUUGGCUUAGACUCCUGAUAAUAAGAAUCAAUGAUAAGACAAAUUGUUUUGUCGGUCCCUUGAAAUUCGUAUUAAUGAGAGUUGACUGUAUAAUAAUUAUUAGGGGUGUGCCGAAACUCGUAUUUUCCGAGUACUUCACUUUAAGAUGUAUUUGUUGUCAGGAAUACAUAAAUCAAAACACAUGUAUUUAUUGAUGUGUAGAUUUCCAAACAAGACCCCUUCCCUCACCUUUACAAUUGAGUACCAAUCAGUUAACGUCUGCAUUGAGUGUCUAUGUGAAGAUAUAUUUUCCUGAUUCUAUGUAAAUGUGACCUUUCAUUAAACCUAACUUGAGUUACCGCUGUGGAAACUGGGAUAGGUAUUUUUUUUGUCAAGUUUAAUCAGCGAUAACACCUUUCUCAGGACUACAAUUCCACAAUUCAAAGCAGAGAUGACACAUU
Messenger RNA from Acipenser ruthenus (sterlet), 3981 nucleotides. Its product is annotated as D(4) dopamine receptor-like. Lineage: Eukaryota; Metazoa; Chordata; Actinopteri; Acipenseriformes; Acipenseridae. Gene Ontology annotation, cellular component: plasma membrane. Gene Ontology annotation, biological process: adenylate cyclase-activating adrenergic receptor signaling pathway; adenylate cyclase-inhibiting dopamine receptor signaling pathway. Gene Ontology annotation, molecular function: dopamine neurotransmitter receptor activity, coupled via Gi/Go; G protein-coupled receptor activity. The transcript is spliced from 5 exons. The coding region runs from base 450 to 1604 and encodes 384 amino acids. The record is from RefSeq and is a predicted model, not a curated record.